GUCUUGUCAUUCAUUCAUUGUCGUCUGUCAUUUUAAUACGUAAUUUUCUUGACGAGGUCUUUGUUGCUUUAAUUUUAUGUUAUUGAUACUGAAAUUAGAAACAUGGUUGAUCCGAUAUUCGAUUACCAGUUUAGGCUAAUUUUAAUUGGCGACAGUACAGUAGGUAAAAGUUCACUGUUGAAAUAUUUUACGGAUGGGAAGUUUGCAGAGCUGUCGGACCCCACAGUGGGAGUGGAUUUCUUCGCUCGGAUUAUAGAAGUGCAAGAUGGAACCAGGAUCAAGUUGCAGCUGUGGGAUACAGCAGGGCAGGAGCGUUUUAGAUCCAUUACAAAGUCUUACUACAGAAACUCUGUUGGUGCGUUAUUAGUGUACGACGUGUGCAACAGAUCCAGCUUCGAACACAUACCCCUGUGGAUGAUGGAAGCCAAGAGACACAUUGAGCCUCACAGGCCAGUGUUUGCCUUGGUGGGCUGCAAAAUAGACUUAGUAGGGACUGACAACAAAAGCGGCGCAAGGAGAGAAGUCACGUGCGAGGAAGCAAGGAUGUUUGCUGAAGAAAAUGGAUUACACCACGUGGAAACAUCAGCAAAAACUGGUAUGAAUGUUGAAGAAGCCUUUGUUCUGGUCGCUCAAGAGGUCUACAACCGCAUCCAAACUGGAGAAUAUAAGGUAGAGGACGGUUGGGACGGCAUCAAAACCGGCUUCAACCGUCCCAACGGCAUGGACUUCAAUCUUCUUGAAGCCGAAACUGUCCAAUCCACCUGUUGUUAAAGGAAUUAGAUUUAAACACCAUAAUUGUACAUACUGACUCGUUAGAAUAGACUAAUAAAUAACAUUGUGUAAGCGUAAUUUUAUAUUUGGACAUAGAUAAGAUUUUGGUAUAAUGAAAGUCAUGAUAUAAUGAAAAAAUUGUCGGUUUUCGGCACAGGGAAGGGACAAAUGUUACAUUUUGACAGGCUAUGUUAUGCACAUAAAAUAUUUUGUUUCUAUUUUUAAUGGAUAAUUUUAUUUAAUUAUUGCAAAUUUUAUAUUUGACAUCUAAAAAUCUAUCCACAAUGAUCUUUGUGUAACAUCAGUUUAUGCUAGAUUUAUUUAUGAAAGACUCUUGUAAUAUGGCCAUAAUAAGUAUAGUUUUAAAAUUAUUAUUGUUUAUUUCAUGCAGAAAUUUAAUUUAUACAGCCAAAUUAUUGAAAUAAUUAAUAGUUAUGUAAAUAUGAACACUUAGAAAAAAGAAACGUAUUUAAAGUCUUCAACCAAAGAAUACAAUUUCUGCUAAUCUCUCAAGUAAUUAGAGUUUACUAACUUACUAACACAACUAAUUUUAAAUUUGUACCUGCAACAUUGUGCAAUAAGCACACACGAUUAGUUAUGUAAGAGAUAAUAACAAAACUGAUAGUUUCA
This is a messenger RNA of Ostrinia nubilalis (European corn borer), 1401 nucleotides long. RefSeq names its product ras-related protein Rab-39B (gene Rab39). Gene Ontology annotation, cellular component: Golgi apparatus. Lineage: Eukaryota; Metazoa; Arthropoda; Insecta; Lepidoptera; Crambidae. The transcript is spliced from 3 exons. The coding region runs from base 103 to 771 and encodes 222 amino acids. The record is from RefSeq and is a predicted model, not a curated record. Gene Ontology annotation, biological process: Rab protein signal transduction; vesicle-mediated transport. Gene Ontology annotation, molecular function: GTPase activity; GTP binding.